GAGCUUAGCUGCGAGCCACCUUUGACCUCGGAAACAGACAAGACACCUGCCCAAGCUUCCUAAUUAUUAUAGUUUUGCAUUUUUCUAGUAUUUCCUUUUGCAUGCAAGCCCAAGACAGGAAUCUGACUUUCCAAGCCGUUCAAUGAUGCCUGUGCACCUGGAAGGGCUUUUAUGAUGAUUUCUAAAAUGAAAACGUCACCUCCCGUGAUCCUCCUCAUUCUGGCUGCUCUUCUGGCUCAGCAGAAAAUAUUAGCUCUGCAAGAAACUUGUGCCAUGGCGGAGAGAGCAGACAUGGUGUUCCUUGUGGAUGAGUCCUGGAGUGUCGGGGAGAGCAACUUCCUGCAGGUCAAAGACUUCAUCUACAACGUCAUCCGGACCUUUGAAAAUGUGAUGUUUGGAAAGGCCGGUGUCCGUGUGAGUGUGGUGCUAUAUGGAGAUAAACCAAGGAUAAGCAUCGACCUGACAGAUUAUAUCACAAUUGAGGAGGUGCUGGUGGCAGUUCGGGACCUGUCUUUCCAAGGUGGCAAUGCCAGGACUGGCCAUGCGCUCUCCUUCUUGGUUGACACAUUGAUUACUGCAGGAGCCUUGAGAGGAGAUGCAGCAAAGGUAGUCAUUUUAAUUACAGGAGGCAAAUCUUCCAAUUCAGUCGAAGAGCCGGCAGUGCUGCUAAAGGACGCAGGAAUAACAGUAUUUGCAGUGGGAAUAAACAAUGCAGAUCGAAAUGAGCUACGGAAAAUAGCAUCCGACCCUGUUGAGGAGCAUGUGCUUUAUGCUGAAGACUUCCAGGAGCUCGGCAGCCUUUCCCGAAAGCUCUCCAGACGGCUUUGCGUCACUGCUUCAGAGCCUCCACAACCGGUCAAGCAGAGAGACAAUGUGGAGAAGAUAACCAAGCCACGGGACCUGACGGUCAGCGAGCAAAGCCACAACUCUCUGAGACUCACCUGGACACCAGCCACAGGGAAAGUGACCGGCUACCAAGUCCUCUUUGAUUCACUCUCAGCUCCUGGGCAAGAUGUUCCAGUGGAUCAGCGACAGAUUGUUUUGGAUGCCAGCGAGAGCACAGUGUUUGUGACAGAUCUGAAACCUAACACGAAAUAUUUCUUCACCGUCUUGGCAGUCUACGCCGACGUUCUCGGAGAGCCAGCAACCGUCAAAGGCAAAACAACAUCCAUUCCCCCGGUGACCAAUUUCCGGGUCAUUGAAGAAGGACUUUCAAGCCUCAAGGUCGCCUGGACUCCACCGUUAGGGAAACUGGAGGGCUAUAAGAUCUACAUCCCCAAAUCCAACAAGACUGGGAUGACCUCCGAGAAGAUUCUAGGAAGCGGUAUCUCCUCACACCUUCUGGAAAACUUGGAAGAGGAUAAAGACUACACGGUCAGCAUAUACGCAGUCUACCCAGAAGGCCCAAGCCAGCCAGUGUCAACAAUGGGCAGAACUUUGAAGCUAUUGCCUGUAAAAAGCAUCUGUCUCCAGAACGAGACAACCAAUACCAUCCAGGCCAGAUGGAUGCAAGUCAGGGGAGCAUCCGGAUACAGACUGACAUGGGUGUCUUCAGAAGGCAGUGUUCAGAACGUGAAUUUGGGUGAAACGUACAGCUACUACAUGAUCCAAGGUCUGCAACCUGGGGCCGAAUACACCGUCACGGUUAACCCCAUCUUCGGUGCCACUGAAGGUCCCAUAGUAACUGCUAAAGCAACAACUUUAUCGUCAAGUGCUGUGCAGAUUUUGAAAGCAACAGAUAUCACAACCAAUUCCGCCUUGGUUUUCUGGAAUUCAGUCCCAGGAGCAGCGGGAUACCGAGUGACAUGGGGCCCGACUCCAGAGUUCUUCGGCAGAGACCGUCCUCGGCAGCUUGCUCUGAACAGCUCCACCACCUCUUUCCACUUGCAAAACUUGGCCCAUGACACCGAAUAUGUGAUUUCCCUCUACGUUCUUUUUGGUGCGGUGGAAGGUCCCGGGAUCACUAUUACUGCGAGGACAUCUCCUCUGGGUUAUGUCUCUGCUUUCAAGGUAACGUCUUACACAAGUACUUCCAUCUCUCUGUCUUGGAGCGCGGUUCCUGGGGCCACCAGAUACAAAAUCACCUGGAAACCAGAUGACAAAGAGGAAGUGGGAGAUACUGUUAAGAAUGUGCUCCUCGGUGGCCAUGUACGAGCUCAUCAAUUGGAGAAUCUGCUGCCUGGCAUCCAAUACACCAUUGGCAUCUGUGCCAUGUUUGGAAGCUCUGAGGGGAAAGUAGUAACACUUACUCAAAACACUGGUCCUCCUGCGAAUCUAUCCAUCCCUCUUAUGACUGCUAUGCCAGAAAAAACCAUCACAACAAAACGUCAGCCGAUGCGUUCCAGUCCAUUUACUCUUCCUACAGCCACUUCCCUCGGGCCAAGAUUCACUGCUGCACACACACAGAGAGUCACUAAGAUGUCUGUCUCCUCGGUGACCACUCCUGCCCCAAUCUGCAGCAAAUUCAAAGCAGACAUUGCCUUCCUGGUGGAUGAAUCUUCAAGCAUCGGACAAAGCAACUUCAUCAAAGUCAAGGACUUCCUCUUCCGCAUUGUCUCCUAUUUCCCCAAAAUUGGGCCUGAAGGGACACAGAUUGCUGUCACCCAGUACAGCGAAGAACCCAGAAUGGAAUUCCACUUUAACCGGUAUAAAGACCGGAAUGGUGUGCUGAAAGCUCUCAAGAGACUUCGUUAUGUUGGGGGAAACACAAAAACAGGAAGAGGCCUUCGCUAUAUGCUGAAGGAGGUAUUUCAAGCUUCCAAAGGGAUGAGGCCUUCAGUGCCACACACAUUGGUUCUGCUGACAGAUGGUCCCUCUCAGGACGAUGUGUUGCCCCCAGCCCAAGUGGCCCAUGUUCUAGGGAUUCGUCUCAUCAUUAUAGGUGUUUCAGGAGCUGACCCUCAGGAACUGAAGAAGAUCUUGAUGAACCACAACUUGGAAAAUCUCUUCUAUGUCAGCACUUUUGAUGAUCUCCCACAGAUCAUAAGGGAACUCAUAGAAACUAUUUGCUUUGGCUCCCAGCAAGGCACUAUUGUGACAAAACAUAGCAAGCUUGAUGACAAGGAAGAAAAGAUGGACAAGUCGCUGCUUGGUGAAAAAGGAGACCUGCCCAUCUCUGUUCCAUCUUCUGUCCCACUGGUGGUCCAGCCCCCAGAAGGACCAUGUGGCCUCAGAUGCCCCAAGGCCCAGAAAGGAGAGAAGGGAGACCAAGGUCCACCUGGAGAUGCGAGCUUUGCUGGUCUACAAACAGGAGGGGGAUAUGACCCAUUCAGUUUUGCCACCAAAGGAGAGAAAGGAGAGCGGGGACUUCCAGGGAAAGAUGGCAUUCCUGGACUGCCUGGCAGGCCUGGGCGAACGGGCUCCCCUGGCUCUCCUGGACUGAUGGGCCUCCCUGGCAUUCAAGGGGAUCAUGGUCCACCUGGAUUUCCUGGCUCACCAGGGCCAAAGGGGGACAGAGGGGAGCCGGGAUACAUGUUAGGAAGCAUGGAAGUAAUCCCAGGGCAAGGCGGACAACCUGGCCCACCGGGUUACAAGGGACAACCAGGAGUGCCAGGAGUGCCAGGCCCCCCAGGUUUGCCCGGUUUACCUGGACCUCAAGGACCGCCUGGUUUGUCAGUCAAGGGUGACUCAGGAGAUCCUGGGAUCAGAGGACCUCGAGGAAAAGGUGGGACCAAGGGAGAGAAAGGAGAACCUGGAGAAAUGGGAAAGGCUGGCUUACCUGGACCAAUAGGGCUGGAUGGGACUCCGGGAGCGUCUGGACCAAAGGGUGAAAAGGGUGAAGCAGGGAUUGGUGUUCCAGGGAUCCCUGGUCUCAAAGGAGCCGAAGGAGACAAGGUAGGCUUCACCUUUGCCAUUGAGAUUUCUGGACAAAGGGAUGCAUGUGGAACUAAUACACACUGCAUGAUUCUAGCACUUCAGUAG
Molecule: messenger RNA, 3921 nt
Organism: Anolis sagrei ordinatus
Lineage: Eukaryota; Metazoa; Chordata; Lepidosauria; Squamata; Anolidae
Source: RefSeq, a predicted model, not a curated record